AGGAACGCACACGCAUAGCUGGCAAUGGCAACAAAGUGUUGGCUAGUCCCUCUAGGGUUGGAAUGGCAAGCACCUCUCAAUUGAGUCCAUCCAAGCAUAGUAAAAGUGCUACACCCACCAAUAAGACUCCCUCUUGGACCAUCCAAACUGUUACCGAUCAACCUUCAGGUUUUACGGUAACAAGUCCUGUUCUAAAAGAAUGCGCUGCUAAUAAUGGGGUGAGCGUGAGCUUAGUCGAUACUCCCUCCAGAAAAAGACUGUCCAGCACUCCUCGAUUGAGUCCAUCUAAGCAUUUCAAAAGUACAAGUCCCAGCAAGCUACCAUCCUGGACCAUCAAAUCUAUUCCUGUUAAAUCACCGUCUCGCCCUCUAGAGAACACUGAGAUUUCCAGAUGUUCUCCGAAGCCUGUUGACGUUACACCCAGAAAAUUGAUUUCAUCUUGGACUGUGCAUGCAGCUGAAAAUAUCAGUACAAGUGAUAGAGGUCAUAACAAUUUUAUUUCCGGUAAUUUUAUCAGUCCCUUUUAUUUUCAUUUUUUUUUUUUGAAAUGGCAAUCCAUUUUUCUGUUUUUUAAUGUUCUAGGCCAGUCUGUGGGGAGCCCUGCUGACAAGGCACAUGCCAGAAAGGUUUCUUGUGGUUCUGAAGCUACUCCUUCUCUAACUGUAAAUGACACUGGUACUCCCAACAAAUUGUUAUCUCUCCAUGGUACCCAUUCUAAGACAAAUAAUGUUCAGAAACAAAAUAUCAAUCUGGGAAAGUCCAUUGAUAAGGAUAACUCACCCUCUAAAACUAUUGGAAAUACGAAUAGUUUGUCUAGCAAACAGAUAUCAGCCAAAGUUCAGAAACAAAAUAUCAGUCUGGAAAAGUCCAUUGACAAGAAUAACUCACCCUCUAAAACUAUUGCAAAUAAGAAUGGUUUGUCUAGCAAACAGAUAUCAGCCAAAG
This is a messenger RNA of Frankliniella occidentalis (western flower thrips), 945 nucleotides long. RefSeq lists its product as uncharacterized. NCBI's taxonomy places the organism in Eukaryota, Metazoa, Arthropoda, Insecta, Thysanoptera, Thripidae. The transcript has 5 exons. The annotation marks the transcript as partial. The record is from RefSeq and is a predicted model, not a curated record.